AUGGCCUCGAUUGGAAUCCCGAUUUUCAAGUCCGCUCAUUCCGGUUCCGUUGUUGUGAGAGAGAGUUCAGAUCAGAGCGCCGAUCGCUUUUCCCCAAUCCGGCCGCCUUGGAUGGGCCAAUCCACCUCCACCCCAUCCGCCAUACCCCUCUUCUCCUCCUCCUCCUGUCGCCGCGCUAAGCCACCUCACUCCUUUGCCUCCUCCUCCGGCGCCUCGGCAAAUAGGCAGCCGGUGGCGAUGACUGAGGGAGACGCCACUUCGCCGAUCGGCGGGGCCUCUCCGGCUAGGGACCACACUUCGGACCUCCCAGACGAGUGCCUCGCCCUCGUCUUCCAGUUCCUAGGAGCCGGCGACCGGAAGCGGUGCUCUCUGGUGUGCCGGAGGUGGGUCGCAGUCGAGGGGCAGAGCCGCCACCGCCUUGCACUCGACGCCCGGGCCGCCCUCCUGGAGGCUGCGCCGGCCAUCUUCGUUCGCUUCGACGCCGUUUCCAAGCUGGCGCUCAAGUGCGACCGCCGAGCCGACAGCAUCGGCGACGAGGCGAUCGCGCUUAUAGCUGUCCGGUGCCCCAACCUCACCCGCCUGAAGCUUCGGGCAUGCCGUGCCGUCACCGAUGCCGGCAUGGCUUCCGUCGCCAAACAUUGCCCUGGCCUCCGCAAGCUCUCCGUUGGCUCGUGUACGUUUGGCUCCAGUGGCAUUGAGACUAUCGUACGGGGCUGCGCUCUGUUGGAGGAGCUAUCCAUCAAGCGGCUCCGUGGCCUCCCCGACACCUUCGCCACAGAAGGCGCUGUUGUCGGCGCCGCCUCCCUCCGAUCUAUGUGUCUGAAAGAGCUCUAUAAUGGUCAGUGCUUGGCGCCACUCAUCGCCGGAUCCCCGAACAUCAAAACCCUAAGGCUCAUCCGAUGUACCGGAGACUGGGACAGGCUACUCAAGGAUAUUGCUGAUAAGGUCACUGGAAUAAUCGAGGUCCACCUUGAGAAGCUCCAGGUUAGUGAUCGUGGCCUUGCCGUCCUCUCCUCCUGUAACAAUCUCGAGAUCCUUCACCUCGUAAAGACCCCGGAAUGCACAGAUGCUGGGCUUGCCACCGUUGCUGAACGUUGUCACCGCCUACGCAAGGUUCACAUUGACGGGUGGAAGACCAAUCGGAUUGGUGAUGAGGGCCUCAUAGUUGUCGGAAGGCAGUGCUCGAACCUUCAGGAGUUGGUGCUUAUUGGGGUAAAUCCAACAGCCCGAAGCUUAGGGCUUAUAGCAAGUAAUUGCCGCAACUUGGAGCGCCUUGCCCUUUGUAGCAGUGAUACAUUUGGUGAUGCUGAGAUCACUUGUAUUGCUUCCAAAUGUAUGUCCCUGAAGAAGCUCUGUAUCAAAGGAUGCCCAGUAUCUGACCAGGGAAUGGAAGCCCUUGCAGAGGGUUGCCCCAAGUUGGUGAAGGUGAAGGUGAAAAAGUGCCGUGGAGUGACGCCAGGAUGUGCAGACUGGUUGAUGGCACGCAGGGUAGGGAUGCUGGCAGUCAACUUGGAUGUCAUUGGACCAACUGAGCAGCAAGAGGCAAGUCUGAGUGAGAGUAGAAUUCUUGAGAAUAAUGAGCAGUUGAUUGAUCAAAUUGGUGCUGUUGAUCUUCUUCCAUCCAGCAGUAAUUCUAGAUUGCCGCCAUGGAAGACCCGGAUAGGUUUCUCCACUGGUGGGAACUUGGUCGUAUCUGCUCUCCGAAGAUGGUCACGUGGAAGCAGCAACUCUAAUAGCACAUGAAAUUGAAAGGAUUUCUUUUUUUUUUUUUUUGUUGCUUGCAUCAUCCAUCUUUGAAUAUGUAUGUCAAUUAACUGUUCAUGACUAGUGUUGUUGUUUGCAACUAUUGCUUCUCAUAAGCUGUUUAUCCUGACUUCUGAAAGUAAAUAGUUGUUAAUGUUUCUGUC
Musa acuminata AAA Group (dessert banana) is the source of this 1907-nucleotide messenger RNA. Its product is annotated as F-box protein At1g47056-like. Gene Ontology annotation, molecular function: protein binding. The record is from RefSeq and is a predicted model, not a curated record. NCBI's taxonomy places the organism in Eukaryota, Viridiplantae, Streptophyta, Magnoliopsida, Zingiberales, Musaceae. Gene Ontology annotation, cellular component: SCF ubiquitin ligase complex. Gene Ontology annotation, biological process: SCF-dependent proteasomal ubiquitin-dependent protein catabolic process. Bases 1 to 1743 code for a protein of 580 amino acids. The transcript has a single exon.